Messenger RNA from Formica exsecta, 1469 nucleotides. RefSeq names its product cell death specification protein 2-like. The transcript is spliced from 4 exons. Gene Ontology annotation, molecular function: DNA-binding transcription factor activity, RNA polymerase II-specific; RNA polymerase II cis-regulatory region sequence-specific DNA binding. The coding region runs from base 141 to 860 and encodes 239 amino acids. The record is from RefSeq and is a predicted model, not a curated record. Gene Ontology annotation, biological process: regulation of transcription by RNA polymerase II. Gene Ontology annotation, cellular component: nucleus. NCBI's taxonomy places the organism in Eukaryota, Metazoa, Arthropoda, Insecta, Hymenoptera, Formicidae.
AGAUGUGAAACAUUACUUAUCAUUUAAGCAAAUGGGUUAUAUUACACGUCUCUCGGAGCAAAUAAGUAUUUAUUGUUCGAUCGGAAAGAUGUGUGGAGUCUACCUUCAUUCUGAAUAUUGAAGAGAAUAUUUUUCGAGCAAUGAGUUCACACUCUCAUGCGAGAACGAUGUGCACUGGAAACGCAGUCUCUGGCGCAUUCUCUGCGUUGCAUCUCUUGCGAAGUUACAGUCUCCUCGCCCCAAAUUCAGAUCUGUGUAGGUACGAAGCGUACCCAUCUCGGGAUUAUAAUUUCGUCGAACCGGAUAUUUUAUCGAAUUCCGUAGCAGCGGAUUCUUCAUCCUCGCCGUUAACAUCCUCUUCUUUGCCGACAACAUUCUCACUUCCAGGAACUUUGCUUCAACCACCUUUUAUAGCGGCGAUGCCACCCUUGAUGCAAUCUCUGAGCGUACCUCAACCGUUUUCGAUUUCAUCUUCGGGUGCCAUGAACCGUCACUUCAUCACUACAAACGGCAUAAACACUCUCCACAGAAGACCUAGAAGCGAAAAGAAACCGAUCCCGGACGAUCAAAAAGAUGAAAAAUAUUUCGAGAGACGUAAACGGAAUAAUCAGGCAGCGAAGAAGUCGCGAGAUGCCCGCAAAAUCAGGGAGGAUCACAUUGCUCUAAGGGCGACGAUGCUCGAGCACGAGAAUGCGAUUCUCAAAGCGCAGAUAGUGACCCUUCGGGAGGAAGCGCAAUCGUUGCGACAUAUGUUGAUCAAGCAACACGCUCCGGCGAUACAAUCCAUCGAACGAUCACUUUCCUCGAUGACACCCGUGACACUCUCUCCUUCACAUACCACCGCGAGUUUAGAUUGUUAAUUUUUUUCCAACAAAAAUGCGUGUAGAGAUGUUCUAUUCGGGGCGAAGAUUAAAAUCCGUGUAUAACUUCAUUAAUAAUGCAAAAAUGAUCCUUAUGUUUAUUCGCGACAUGCAAUAGGAGAUAUAUUGAAAUUACAACGUUCGAUUUAGAAAAUAUGUCAAAAGUUAUUAGAUGUUUUCUAUGUUAUGCGAAUAAUAAAUAAGAACCAAUUAGCGGUGUUAAAGAUCAGGAUAUUAUCUUAAUGGCCACAGUCGGAUCAAAUUCUGAUUAACUUAAUCGGCAUCAAUUAAUUCAACUAGAACUGUAUAAUGGCCUAUAAAUUUUCCAUACAAUUCAUUUUGUUCUUAAUCAUUAUAUUUUUCAUAUGGGUGUCAAGCAAUAAAAGACUUAAUAAUUUUAUUCAUACUAACACUAAUAAAAUAAUAACGAAAUGCAAGUAUUACCCGCCUUGACAGGUUAAACGCCGAUUAAGUUGAUCAUAAAAGUUACUCAAAGUGGCUUUAAGACUUCGAUACGAAGAUUAUUUCUUGUUAGAAUUACUAUUACUCAUAAUAAGUGUAAUUAUUGUUGCUUGAAUGCUAAUAAAAGAGAUAAUUCUAAUAAAAUAA